AAAAUAAAAAGUACGUAAAGGGUUUCUUGGAAUCUGCUAGAGCUUAGUCCUCGUUGUCUCCACUUUGACUUGCCCUAUAAAACCCACAAAUAUUACUGUACCCCAGUCAUCUUUCUGCCUAAGGAAAAACUCCCAAUUUCACAAUCUCUCUCGAGUCUAGAUCCAAGCCCCAAAGAAUUCAAUCAUGAGUUACUACAAUCAACAACAACCCCCUGUUGGUGUCCCUCCCCCGCAAGGAUAUCCACCGGAAGGUUACCCUAAGGACGCAUACCCACCACCGGGGUACCCACAACAGGGUUACCCACCACAGGGGUACCCUCAACAAGGUUACCCUCCUCAAGGGUACCCUCCCCAGUAUGGUGCUCCACCCCCUCAACAACAACAGCAACAAUCUGGUAGCACUGGCUUCAUGGAAGGAUGUUUGGCUGCACUGUGCUGUUGCUGUCUCCUAGAUGCAUGCUUCUGAUGAUGGGUUGGCGGCAGAAAUUGAUGCAACCAGUAUGGUUUUGUGAGGCGGCCUCAUCUAUAUGGAUUAUUAAUCUAGAUUUUUUUUUCUUUCUUCUGUUUUGUCCUUGCUGUCUUGUCCUCGAUCUCGAUAAAUAAUUGGAUAUUCAAUAUGACGAUGCACCUUUAAUGUGGUGAAGAGUUCAAAUGUCUAUUUCCCCAAUUAUAGGUUAUGUACAUUGUGUGAGAUUCUAUCUUGUUUAUGUUUUGGACCUCAACUAUGUGAGUGCACCUUGAUUUAUUUAAGAAUUUAAUUCUUCAAGUGACUA
Messenger RNA from Nicotiana tabacum (common tobacco), 773 nucleotides. RefSeq lists its product as uncharacterized. Gene Ontology annotation, cellular component: plasma membrane. Lineage: Eukaryota; Viridiplantae; Streptophyta; Magnoliopsida; Solanales; Solanaceae. The record is from RefSeq and is a predicted model, not a curated record.